Messenger RNA from Insectozyma verbasci, 2262 nucleotides. NCBI's taxonomy places the organism in Eukaryota, Fungi, Ascomycota, Pichiomycetes, Serinales, Debaryomycetaceae. The record is from the annotation of a GenBank genome assembly.
AUGAGUUCCAAUAUUGGUUUAACCAUUAGACAAGCUGUCCCAUCUGUUGAUCCAAUAGUUGCUAAUUAUGCAGUUGGUUAUAUGCAACAUAUUUCACAAUCAACUGAAGAUUCAGUAUUAAGUCAACAAAUAAAUAUUAGUCAAGAAUUAACAUUUAUUAAAGAUUUAUUAAUUCAAGCUGGGGGAAAUGUUGAUAAAAUUAAUCAAUUAUAUGAUAAAUUAUUAACAGAUUUGUCAAAUAAACUAAAUGAGAAUAAGGAAAAACUUGCCUUGACUGGAGACACAUCAAAAAGACUACUUGAUAUAAAUAUUUUAAAUCAAAAUAAAAAUAAAAGAGAUAUUAAUUCAAGUCUUGCAUUAUUAUCUGCAUCUAAUGAUAUUGAACAUACUGGAAGAAAAAUGGAAUCAAAAGUGGAUAAAAAGAAAUUAGAAAAACAAGAACGUAAAAUUGCAAAAAAAGUAGCUAAACGAAAUAAUAAAUUUGUUCAAUAUGAAGCUUCUAAAUUAAUAAAUGAAACUCAAGAACAAGAUUAUGAUUCAUUCUUUUUAGAAAUUAAUCCAUUGGAAUUUGGUAGUUCUGCUGGUAAGUCUAAAGAUAUUAAAAUUGAUAAUUUUGAUUUAUAUGUUGGUGAUGGUCAACGUAUUUUAAGUGAGGCUAGUUUGACAUUAGCUUAUGGUAGAAGAUAUGGUUUAGUUGGACAAAAUGGUAUUGGUAAAUCAACAUUAUUAAGGGCUUUAUCAAGGAGAGAAUUAAAUAUUCCAAAACAUAUUACUGUAUUACAUGUUGAACAAGAAAUUAGAGGUGAUGAUACUCCAGCAUUACAAAGUGUGCUUGAUGCAGAUGUAUGGAGAAAGAGUUUAAUACAAGAAGAAUCAAAAAUAAAUGAAAGAGUAGUUGAGAUUGAAAAAUUAAGAAAAGAAUUUGAUGAAGAAUCAUUGGAAGUUAAGAAAUUAGAUAAUGAAAGAGAAGAUUUAGAAAACCACCUAACUGAAAUUAGUGAGAAAUUGUAUGAAAUGGAAUCAGAUAAAGCUGAAUCAAAAGCUGCUGGGAUUUUAUAUGGUUUAGGAUUUACUAAAGAAACACAAAAUUUACCAACUAGACAAUUUUCAGGUGGUUGGAGAAUGAGAUUAUCAUUAGCUAGGGCUUUGUUUUGUCAACCUGAUUUAUUAUUAUUAGAUGAACCAUCAAAUAUGUUGGAUGUUCCAAGUAUUACAUUCUUGGCUAAAUAUUUACAAAAUUAUAAAUCAACAGUAUUAGUAGUUUCACAUGAUAGAGCAUUUUUAAAUGAAGUAGCAACUGAUAUAAUCCAUCAACAUUCAGAAAGAUUAGAUUAUUACCGUGGUUCCAAUUUUGAUUCAUUUUAUUCUACUAGAGAAGAAAGAAUUAAAAAUCAAAAAAGAGAAUAUGAAAAUCAAAUGGCUUAUCGUAAACAUUUACAAGAAUUUAUUGAUAAAUAUAGAUAUAAUGCAGCAAAAGCACAAGAAGCACAAUCAAGAAUUAAAAAAUUGGAAAAAUUACCAAAUAUUGAACCUCCAGAAGAUGAUAAAAUUGUUACUUUUAAAUUUCCAGAACCUGAUAAAUUAUCACCACCAAUUUUACAAAUGCAAGAUGUUAAAUUUGGUUAUUCAUUAGAUAAAAUAUUAUUUUCAAAUGUUAAUUUAGAUGUUUCAAUGGAUUCAAGAAUUGCAUUUUGUGGUGGGAAUGGUACUGGUAAAACAACAUUACUAAAAUUAAUAAUGGAUAAAAUAACACCCACCUCAGGAUUUAUAAAUAAGAAUGGUAGAUUAAGAAUUGGAUAUUUUGCACAACAUCACGUUGAAGCAAUGGAUUUAUCACAGUCUGCAGUUACAUGGAUGUCUCAAACAUUUCCAGGGAAAACUGAUGAAGAAUAUAGACGUCAUUUAGGUUCUUUUGGAAUUACUGGUUCUUUAGGUUUACAGAAAAUGCAAUUAUUAUCAGGGGGUCAAAAAUCAAGAGUUGCAUUUGCCGCAUUAUGUUUAAAUCAACCACACAUUCUAAUAUUAGAUGAACCUUCAAAUCAUUUAGAUACUCAAGGUUUAGACGCUUUAGCAGAUGCUUUGAAUAAUUUUAAAGGUGGUAUUUUGAUGGUUUCUCAUGAUGUUUCAAUGAUUGAUAGAGUAUGUAAUGAAAUUUGGGUUGCUGAAGAGAAUACAAUUGUGAAAUUUAAUGGUGAUAUAUUUGCGUAUAAAAAACAUAUUUUAGAAAAUGCUGAUAUUGCCGGUGUUGUGAAAAAACAUUAA